This is a messenger RNA of Suncus etruscus (white-toothed pygmy shrew), 615 nucleotides long. Its product is annotated as high affinity copper uptake protein 1-like. Gene Ontology annotation, cellular component: membrane. The transcript has 2 exons. Bases 1 to 615 code for a protein of 204 amino acids. Gene Ontology annotation, biological process: copper ion transmembrane transport. The record is from RefSeq and is a predicted model, not a curated record. NCBI's taxonomy places the organism in Eukaryota, Metazoa, Chordata, Mammalia, Eulipotyphla, Soricidae. Gene Ontology annotation, molecular function: copper ion transmembrane transporter activity.
AUGGUCUUUACCGUUGGAAGAAUGCCAGGCUCCUGGACCCAGCUUCAGCGGAUCCUUGCCACUAGCCUGAGGCAAGCCUUUGCUGGCACCAUGUGUCAUCUUCACCACCAUGAGGACACAUCUGUGAUCUCUUCUACUCCAGAGACUUCCUGCAGCACCCUGUUUCAUGGCUUUACCGUGCCCUCAGCCCAACAUGCACACAGAGGAGGACACACUGACAACAUGUCGAUGCACACCACCUUCUACUUUGGCUACAAAAAUGUGGAACUUCUGUUUCCGGGCUUGGUGAUCCAAUGGAGAUUCGGCAUGUUGCUCGCUUGCCUGGUGAUGUUCUGCCUGGCUCUCUGCUAUGAAGGUCUCAAGGUGGCUCGGGAGAAACUCAUGGACAGGGCUCAGAGCUCUCCACAGCCCCAUGUGCUCCGAUGGCUUCACCUUGCUCAGACAGCUCUGCAUGUGCUCCAGGUGGUGUUGAGCUAUGUGCUCAUGCUUACCUUCAUGACCUACAAUGCCUACCUGGCCAUGGCCGUGUUGGCGGGGGCCUGUACAGGAUACCUGGUCUUCCGUUGGAAGAAUGCCAGGCUCCUGGACCCAGCUUCAGCGGAUCCUUGCCACUAG